This is a messenger RNA of Emiliania huxleyi CCMP1516, 2001 nucleotides long. RefSeq lists its product as hypothetical. The transcript has 4 exons. Gene Ontology annotation, molecular function: dipeptidyl-peptidase activity. The coding region runs from base 1 to 2001 and encodes 666 amino acids. The record is from RefSeq and is a predicted model, not a curated record. Lineage: Eukaryota; Haptophyta; Isochrysidales; Noelaerhabdaceae.
AUGUCCGAGAGCAUCUUCGUCUACUCGCGUCUGCGGAGCGUCUCAAACGAAGCGAUCAAGAGCAGUCAGCCAUUCGAUAAGCUCCCCAUCAUCACGCUCGAGGACGGCACCACCAUCGCCCAGAGUGCCGCGAUCGCACGUUGGGAGCUCUGCAGUGGCAAGCCGACGUCGGGGACAAACAUCAACCCGCUCUGCAAUAUUCUAGACCCAGCCGGCGCAGACUUUGGGGCGGCGAAGGAGAUCUACCUCCAAAAUUGGCCCACUGCGCGCGCCAACUUUGUGUCGCAGCUCGGCGGCGGCGCCUUCUUCGGAGGCACCGCGCCAAUGUACUCCGACUUCGCCAUCUGGCACGUUUGCGACAACACGCGCGCGAUCGAGCCGGGCGCGCUGAAUGGGGAGCCUCGGCUGGGCGAGUGGUUCGAUCGCGUGGAUUGGGACGUCAUUGAUCUGGAAUCGUGGGACGGCGUGAAACUGCGAGUCCGCGCUGGUUUCCCAAAGCUCAGCGGCGGGUCAGAGGAGCGGUUUCCAAUGGUGCUCAUGGCGAACUCGUGGUCCGUGCCCAAUGUGGAGUACGUAGCCAAGCAGCUGCAGUGGGCCGAGGCAGGGUACGUCGUCGUCGAGUACGACGCCCGCGGUUGGUGGUCCAGUGAGGGCACAAUCGACCUCGCUGGUCCUUCAGAUAUGAAGGACGCCAGUGCCAUCAUCGACUACGCACUCGGUCGGCGCAAGUGGCACGUGGACGCGGGCGCCAUUGCUACGUGUGGCAUUAGCUACGGCGCUGGCAUUGCCGUCCUCGCCGCAGCACACGACCCGCGCAUCAAGGCGGCGGCCUCGCUCAGCGGGUGGGGCAACCUGACCGAUGCGCUGUACGCGGCCAACUCUCCGUCGCGAGUGUGGGCGAACUUGCUGCUCGUGUCCGGAGAGAUCUUUGGACGUGAGCCCGCAGACCUCUGGAGAAUCUGGAACUCCAUCAACACGAGGAACAACAUCAGCGGGGUGAAGGCGUGGUCGGAUAUGCGCUCGCCUGUGGCGGUGGUCGACAAGCUGGCCGCGCGGAACGUGAGCGUCUUCCUCUCCAACAAUUUUGAGGACCGGCUCUUCAAACCCGACGCGGCCCUCCGAUACAGGCAAAUCCUCCACGGUGCCGGCGUGCCUACCCUCACCAUGCUGAACCAGGGCGUGCACGCCAGCGCUGAGAUGCCUGGCCUCGUUGGGAAGGAAAACGCCGUCUUUUCAAGGGUCAAGUCAUUCCUCGACGCGCGCCUGAAGAGGCCGGCGGCGCCUUUGCCGGGGCCGCCCGUCGUCGUCGAGGAGCGCCCGCUCACCCUGUUUGCCCGCGCCGGCCGCCUACUCGAGUUCGCGUCGUGGCCGCCGGCCGAGCAAGCAUCGGUCUCCUACAGCCUGCAGGGUCGCGGGCCGGGCGACUCUGCCGGACGGCUCUCGCUGCCACAUAAGCUGCCGCCCGCCGGAUCAGCUGCCAGCACCAUUUCGUUCAGUCCGCUGAGCGGGCUGAGCGCGGGGAUGCCGGUCGUGGGCGAGGUGAUGCAGACGGAGAUGCGGAUGCCAAUCGUUUCCGACUUCGCGCUCGUUGAUCAGCACCGCGCAGCCACCUACUUGGGCGAGUCGCUAAGCCAGUCCGCCGUGCUCUGCGGCGCACCCAACGCCACUCUGUCGGUGACACCGAGCGCAAGCGCCUUCCAGCUCGUCGGCUACCUCUAUUCCGUCGAUCCGAUGGAUAUCGGCACUCUGCUCACGCACGGGCCGCGCACCGUGUGGAAAGACGAGGGAGCUACAGCUGGCAACCCUCUUUCGGUCGUCGUCAACAUGCGACCGACGUGCGCGACGCUGCGCAAGGGACACCGGGUUGGUUUUGGGGUCAGCCUGUUCUCCAUGAUGUAUACGCCGUCGAACGCUGACCCGGCGCUGACGGUGCUACUCAACAACAGCGCCUCGCGGCUCUCGCUUCCAUGGCUGACUGCUCUGCCAAGCAAAGAGGUCUGA